Molecule: messenger RNA, 2660 nt
Organism: Athene cunicularia (burrowing owl)
Lineage: Eukaryota; Metazoa; Chordata; Aves; Strigiformes; Strigidae
Gene: PFKP
Product: phosphofructokinase, platelet
Exons: 22
Coding region: 7-2280 (757 amino acids)
Biological process (GO): fructose 6-phosphate metabolic process; fructose 1,6-bisphosphate metabolic process; canonical glycolysis
Cellular component (GO): cytoplasm; 6-phosphofructokinase complex; membrane
Molecular function (GO): ATP binding; fructose-6-phosphate binding; AMP binding
Source: RefSeq, a predicted model, not a curated record
CCAGGUAUGAAUGCUGCUGUGCGCGCAGUAGUACGCAUGGGAAUCUAUGUAAAAGCCAAAGUGUAUUUUGUUUAUGAGGGUUAUCAGGGAAUGGUUGAUGGAGGUGAUAAUAUUGUAGAAGUUUCAUGGGAAAGUGUUUCAAGUAUCCUGCAAGUGGGAGGUACAGUUAUUGGUAGUGCACGCUGCAAAUCCUUUCGUACCCGGGAGGGCCGCCUUCAGGCAGCCUGUAACUUGGUUCAGAGAGGAAUCACUAAUCUUUGUGUGAUUGGCGGAGAUGGCAGCUUAACUGGUGCCAAUCUGUUCCGUGAAGAAUGGAGUGGACUUCUCGAAGAACUGGCACAGAAAGGACAGAUUGAUGAAGAGGCUGUUAAGAAAUAUGCUUACCUUAACAUUGUGGGAAUGGUUGGAUCCAUAGACAAUGACUUCUGUGGCACUGAUAUGACCAUAGGUACUGACUCAGCCUUGCACAGAAUCAUUGAAGUUGUGGAUGCCAUCAUGACCACUGCUCAAAGCCAUCAGAGGACAUUUGUGCUGGAGGUUAUGGGGAGACACUGUGGGUAUCUAGCUCUUGUUAGUGCCUUAGCCUGUGGUGCAGAUUGGGUAUUUAUUCCUGAAUACCCACCAGAAGAAGGAUGGGAAGAUUCAAUGUGUGUUAAGCUUUCAGAGAAUCGUGCACGAAAGAAAAGGCUGAAUAUUAUUAUUGUAGCUGAAGGGGCUAUUGAUUGCCACAACAAACCUAUAACAUCAGAGAAGGUUAAGGAUCUUGUGGUUCAGCGGCUUGGUUUUGACACCCGAGUUACUAUCUUGGGUCAUGUGCAAAGAGGUGGAACCCCUUCAGCUUUUGACAGAAUUUUGGCAAGUCGUAUGGGUGUAGAAGCUGUGCUUGCCCUUUUAGAAGCUACUCCAGCUACCCCUGCAUGUGUUGUGUCCCUCUCUGGCAACCAGGCUGUCCGCCUGCCUUUGAUGGAGUGUGUGCAGAUGACUCAAGAAGUUCAGAAAGCCAUGGAUGAGGGAAGAUUUGUUGAGGCUGUGAAGCUUCGUGGAAGGAGCUUUGAAAACAACCUUAACACCUACAAAUUACUGUCACACAAAAAGCCAGAUGCUGAGCUUCCAACGACUAAUUUUAAUGUGGCAGUUUUAAAUGUUGGUGCCCCUGCAGCUGGAAUGAAUGCUGCAGUGAGAGCUGCAGUGAGAGUUGGCAUAACUGAAGGCCAUAAAAUGUUUGCUGUCAUUGAUGGAUUUGAAGGUUUUGCUAGAGGGAAGAUAAAGGAAAUCAGCUGGGGAGAUGUUGGAGGCUGGACUGGUCAAGGAGGAUCAAUUCUUGGUACAAAACGUACUCUUCCUGCAAAAUAUUUGGAGAAGAUUGCUGACCAGAUGCGCACUAACAACAUUAAUGCCCUUAUGGUUAUUGGUGGAUUUGAGGCCUAUGAAAGUUGUCUGCAGCUAUACGAGGCACGUUCCUGCUUUGAGGAGUUUUGCGUACCUAUCUGUGUGUUGCCUGCUACUAUUAGCAACAAUGUGCCAGGCACAGACUUUAGCAUUGGUGCCGACACUGCCUUGAAUGCUAUUGUGGAGACAUGUGAUCGCAUCAAACAGUCAGCCAGUGGUACCAAGCGUCGUGUAUUCAUCAUUGAGACCAUGGGAGGUUAUUGUGGUUAUCUGGCUAAUAUGGGGGCCCUUGCGGCAGGAGCUGAUGCUGCUUAUAUCUUUGAAGAACAGUUUGAUAUUCGAGAGCUCCAGGCUAAUGUGGAACACUUGACUGAAAAAAUGAAAACCAGUAUCCAGCGUGGUCUAGUGCUGAGAAAUGAGAAUUGCAAUGAGAAUUACACAACUGACUUCAUUUAUCAGCUGUAUUCUGAAGAAGGAAAAGGAGUGUUUGACUGUCGAAAAAAUGUAUUGGGCCACAUGCAGCAGGGUGGUGCACCUUCGCCAUUUGAUAGAAACUUCGGGACAAAAAUUUCUGCAAAAGCUAUGCAGUGGAUCUCAAAAAAACUGAAAGAAACCUACCGAAAAGAAGAAGGAAAAAUAUUUGCCAAUACCGAUGACUCAGUCUGUUUGCUGGGAAUGCGUAGACGCAACCUUGUUUUUCAACCUGUGGCUGAGCUCAAGACUGAAACAGACUUUGUACACAGGAUUCCCAAGGAGCAAUGGUGGCUGAAGCUGCGACCACUGAUGAAAAUCCUGGCCAAGUACAAGACUAGUUACGAUGUUUCAGAUUCAGGCCAGCUGGAGCACGUUGCUAUGCACAGCCCCAAGGAAGCAGAAACUGGAGCCAUCUGAAGACAUCACUUUUAGGUUACAGUAAUAGAUGCACAUUGUGAGUAACAAUGCUUUAGAAUCGUUACAGCUUUGUUUUGUAACAUUUAAAUUAUUGUACCAGCACUUUAUGUGAAACAAGAUAUUCAGAUGUCACAGGUUUUGUCCUGUAUUUGUUACAUUUGAAACAAACCCUAGCAUCUAAUAGAUAAGCACCAUUUACUGAUACAACCCUUAAACAGUUAAGUGCAACACUGUUCUAUGCACUCUGUAAGUUACUCAUUACUGCACUUUGUUUCAGAGUACUUACACCCAAAAAAUAAGUGUAGAUGGCUAGCUUUGUGUUGAGUUACAGGAUGUGCUUAAUGUAUCUGAAGUGAAAUAAAAUACUGUUGCAAACAUCA